This is a messenger RNA of Manis javanica (Malayan pangolin), 4814 nucleotides long. Lineage: Eukaryota; Metazoa; Chordata; Mammalia; Pholidota; Manidae. The record is from RefSeq and is a predicted model, not a curated record.
GGCCCAGGGGGAGGGACGCGGAGACGGCGGCCGCUGCAACCGCGCAGCGCUCGGGAGCGCGCCCCGCAUCCUGGUGCCGGCCCGCGCGUCUGAGCUCGCCGUGCAGUCCGCGGAUGAGACAGAAGAAUAAGUGAAAAGAGAUUGAUAACAAAAGUUUAGCAAAAAAAAGACACACGUGACCAUCAGGGACCAUGAACAACCCAUUUGCACACCUUGCUGAGCCUUUGGAUCCUGCACAACCAGAAAAGAAAUUCUUCAAUUUGAAUAAAUUGGAGGAUACAAGAUAUGAACGCUUACCAUUUUCUAUCAGAGUUCUUCUGGAGGCAGCCAUUCGGAACUGUGAUCAAUUUUUGGUGAAGAAAAAUGACAUUGAAAAUAUCCUGAAUUGGAAUGUCAUGCAGCAUAAGAACAUAGAGGUGCCAUUUAAGCCUGCCCGGGUCAUCCUGCAGGACUUUACGGGUGUACCAGCUGUGGUUGACUUUGCUGCAAUGCGUGAUGCUGUGAAAAAGUUAGGAGGAGAUCCAGAGAAAAUAAACCCUAUAUGUCCUGCUGAUCUUGUAAUUGAUCAUUCCAUCCAGGUUGAUUUCAACAGAAGGGCAGACAGUUUACAGAAGAAUCAAGACCUGGAAUUUGAAAGAAAUAGAGAACGAUUUGAAUUUCUAAAGUGGGGUUCUCAGGCUUUUCGCAACAUGCGGAUUAUUCCCCCUGGCUCAGGAAUCAUCCACCAGGUGAAUCUGGAGUAUUUGGCAAGAGUGGUGUUUGAUCAGGAUGGAUAUUAUUAUCCAGACAGCCUCGUGGGCACGGACUCGCACACUACCAUGAUUGACGGUUUGGGGGUCCUUGGCUGGGGUGUGGGUGGUAUUGAAGCAGAAGCUGUCAUGCUGGGCCAGCCAAUCAGCAUGGUGCUUCCCCAGGUGAUUGGCUACAGGCUCCUGGGGAAUCCCUGCCCUCUGGUGACAUCCACCGACAUCGUGCUAACCAUCACCAAGCACCUCCGCCAGGUUGGGGUAGUGGGCAAAUUUGUCGAGUUCUUCGGGCCUGGAGUAGCCCAGUUGUCUAUUGCUGACCGAGCUACGAUUGCGAACAUGUGUCCAGAAUAUGGAGCAACUGCUGCCUUUUUCCCAGUUGAUGAAGUUAGUAUCAAGUACCUGGUGCAGACAGGUCGUGAUAAAGAAAAAAUAAAGCAUAUAAAAAGGUAUCUUCAGGCUGUAGGAAUGUUUCGGGAUUUCAGUGACCCCUCUCAAGACCCAGACUUUGCCCAGGUCGUGGAAUUAGAUUUGAAAACAGUAGUGCCCUGCUGCAGUGGACCCAAAAGGCCUCAGGACAAAGUCGCUGUGUCUGACAUGAAAAAGGACUUUGAGAGCUGCCUUGGAGCCACGCAAGGGUUUAAAGGAUUCCAAGUUGCUCCAGACCGUCGUGACGACCAUAAGACAUUUAUCUAUAAUAACAGCAAAUUCACCCUUGCUCAUGGUUCUGUGGUAAUUGCUGCUAUUACUAGCUGUACAAACACGAGUAAUCCAUCUGUAAUGUUAGGAGCAGGAUUGUUAGCAAAGAAAGCUGUGGAUGCUGGUCUGAGCGUGAAACCUUACAUCAAAACCAGCCUGUCUCCUGGGAGUGGUGUGGUCACCUACUACCUGCGAGAAAGCGGAGUCAUGCCUUAUUUGUCUCAGCUUGGGUUUGAUGUGGUGGGCUAUGGCUGCAUGACCUGCAUUGGCAACAGCGGGCCCUUACCUGAAUCUGUGGUAGAAGCCAUCACGCAGGGAGACCUCGUAGCUGUUGGAGUACUAUCUGGGAACAGGAAUUUUGAAGGUCGAGUCCACCCCAAUACCCGGGCCAACUAUUUAGCCUCUCCACCCUUAGUAAUAGCAUAUGCAGUUGCUGGGACCAUCAGGAUCGACUUUGAGAAAGAGCCACUAGGGGUAAAUGCAAAGGGACAACAGGUGUUUCUGAAAGAUAUCUGGCCAACAAGAGAUGAGAUCCAGGCAGUGGAGCGUCAGUACGUCAUUCCUGGGAUGUUUAAGGAGGUCUAUCAGAAAAUAGAGACUGUGAAUGAAAGCUGGAAUGCCUUAGCAGCCCCAUCAGAUAAGCUGUAUUGUUGGAAUCCCAAAUCUACGUACAUUAAAUCACCACCAUUCUUUGAAAACCUGACGUUGGAUCUGCAGCCCCCUAAAUCUAUAGUGGAUGCCUAUGUACUAUUAAGUUUGGGAGAUUCAGUAACAACUGACCACAUUUCUCCGGCUGGAAAUAUUGCAAGAAACAGCCCUGCUGCUCGCUACUUAACCAACAGAGGCCUGACUCCGCGGGAAUUCAACUCCUAUGGCUCUCGCCGAGGUAAUGACGCCAUCAUGGCAAGGGGGACAUUUGCCAACAUUCGCUUAUUAAACAAAUUUUUGAAGAAGCAGGCACCACAGACUAUACAUCUGCCUUCUGGAGAAACUCUUGAUGUAUUUGAUGCCGCUGAGCGGUACCAGCAGGCAGGCCUUCCCCUGAUCAUUCUGGCUGGCAAAGAGUAUGGCUCAGGUAGCUCCCGAGACUGGGCAGCCAAGGGCCCUUUCCUCCUGGGAAUCAAAGCUGUCCUGGCUGAGAGUUACGAGCGCAUUCACCGCAGCAACUUGGUCGGAAUGGGGGUGAUUCCCCUGGAAUAUCUCCCUGGGGAGGAUGCAGACAUGCUGGGACUCACAGGGCAGGAACGAUACACCAUCAUCAUUCCAGAAAACCUCACACCACGAAUGCAAGUCCAGGUCAAGCUGGAUACUGGAAAGACCUUCCAGGCUGUCACGAGGUUUGACACUGAUGUGGAGCUUGCGUAUUUCCACAACGGGGGCAUCCUCAACUACAUGAUCCGCAAGAUGGCCAAGUAGGCCCUCAUUUUUUAGGAGACCUGCACUUUGAGCUGCACUGGGGAGGAAGCACAGGGCCACCAGCGAGCUGGGCCUCUGGUGCAGAUGUAUCCCCCCAUUGCCUCCGUGCAGGGGCGCUGCCUUGCAGAUGGAGUGUGUGAGCACUGGAGUUGAGGUGCCAUGCCUCCAGACAGAAAAUCAGCAGUUUCUACAUUCUCUAUUUUUGUUAGUCUUUCUUUUUCUAGAAUUUGGAAGCCAAAAUGGUGGAAUGUCAGUAGUGCCACUAAGUGAGAACUGAGCUUAUCUUUAAAGUUACUGAUCACAGAAUGUUGAUUUUUCACUCUUGGCCUCUAAAUGUUCAGCCAAACACAAGUAAGUUUUCUUAAAAGGUGUCUCCCGUCCACUUUUUGUUUAUCUGUUAUCGUCAGCUCAGUGAAACCUUUCCCUUGAGGGUCAAAGCCUUUCAUAUUAUACCAGUGUUAAUGGACAUAGGUAGAUAAGAACUUUUCACAUUUCAAAUCGUAGUGGUGAUUGUGAUUCUCCCCCCCUCCUUCCUUUUCCUUCAGAAUGAAUGAUCCAUACGAUUGGUGGACAGGUCAAACACUGAAAUUUUUUGAUUAUGUAACUUUUGAUGGAUCAACACUAAAGAAAUGUUACGUGUUCCUUCACUAUCUUCAGAAAUUUUCCCCAGAAAAAAUUUUCAUUUGUCAAAAGAGAACUUUGGAGGUGGUUCUGGAGAAAGACAGAACACUUCUAAUUUUAGUAAGCUUAAAUCUAUUUUCAAGGAAAACUUCUUGACUUGGGAAUUGAAUUCUGCUGUGUGUGAGGCUAUAGUUUUGAGAUAUUUAAAGCAGAGCAAAUCUCAGACUGUACCAUCCUGAAGCCUGGAUGACCUUCAAGUUCUCCUGUUUCUAUAACCAUAUCUGUAUUACUCUGGUGAUACGGAAGAGCUGAGGAACUCAUGUUUCCCGCCCUGUUUGGGAACAGACAUAAAGGUAGCAGUAGCAAUAAUCUAAGUAUGGUGAGCAGAACACAGUUUUUUGAUUUUCAUGUCCUAUUAUUUAUCUGCUCAUUUUCAUCACUGAAGUCAUUUCAGGGCACAUGUCUUAAUCUGCUCUGGUUGUUAUAACAAAAUAUCAUAGACUGGUGGCUCAGACAUCAAAACUUUAUCCUGUCAUAGUUCUGGAGGCUAGAAUUCCAAAAUCAAGGUUUUAGCCAAUUCAUUUUCUGGUGAGAGCUCUCUUCCUGGUUUGUAAAUAGAUGGCUACAUUCUUGCUGUGACACAUGGCGUUUCCUAGUGCAUGAGCACAGAAAGAACUAGCUCUCUGGUGUCUCUUCAUAUAGGGGCAUUAAUCUUAUCAUAUCAGGGCCCCAAUCUUAUGACCUCAUUUAAGGUUAAUUACUUUCUUAGAGGUCCCAUCUCCAAAGAGGCAACAGAGGUGUUAGGGUUGGUUUCAACAUAUAAAUUUGGGGGGUGGGGACACAAAUAAACAUUCAGUCCAUUACAGGGCACCUUAUAGCUUACAAUCUCCUUGUAUUGAAUUCUAAAUCUCAAGUUUAGCAGUCAGGGGAUGUGGCCCGGUUAUCAGAACACCUAGAACUGAGUCCUGUCUCUGAUUCUUCCCAGAAAAAGAAACAAGACUGGUUAUUGAGCAACCCUGCCUCUGAGGUUCUGGGUUGUAGCUUGCGUUCACAAAUAAAAACUACAAACAGAACCCUGUUGUACAAAAAAUAAAAAAUAAAAAAACCUGACACCCUCAAAUCCAGAUCAGUUCUAACUUAUGUAAUAACACUUAAGCUGAGAAAAUAGACUGUCAGCCCCAUUACUGACCAUCUGGGGAGCUGUCUAGUCCCUGCUUUCAGUGGCUUGGGGAGACAGAUUCUUCUGGCUGUGACUUCUGGAAUGAGGUUCCUUCACACAUGGACUGCCUUCCUCUCCCAACAAAUAAACCCUCUAUCCUGUUCAUUAAUGAA